GUCAUGUUCGUUUGCCUACAGGGUCUGAUAGUCGAGGUUUCUUCUACCAAUCAAGAACGACCAGCUUUCAUUUCUAGGUCGGUCGAGUAACACCGCCAGGCAUGUGAUAAUAAACGAAUAAGGUGGCAAUUUGCAUGGUUCACGGGGUGGGUUGCUGUUUGUCACUCACUGACUUGUGUCAAUUUGCAGAAAAUAUUUAUUUUUUCAUUUUCGUGUGUCAUCAAAUCAGUAAAAAAAAAUAAUAAUUUGUUUAGGGGUGGAAAUACAUUGUAGGAAAUUCUGUUUGGUCAUUAGAAAAAAAGUCCCAAUGCCUGUUAGCUAGUCCUUAGUUUGUAUAUCACUGAAAACAGUUUAAAUUAUACUUUGUCCUUUAUCAGCCCUAAUCAUUUUAAUUAGUGAAAGAUUUAAGAGCAGCUUCUUAACUCGACGUUUAUUUCCUACGCGCUUAAAAAGAAAAUUUGCUUAGUUUGGUGCUAAAUUGAAAAAAUUACCAUGGCUAAGUUCCAAGUGCGCUGUCUGUAUGACUUCCAAGGGGAACCCAACACAGCAGAAAUGUCCAUAUCCACAAAUGAAGUGCUUACUGUUACCAGGAUCGAUGUUGGUGAUGGUUGGUGGGAAGGCCUCAAUGCAAAGGGCCAAUCUGGUCUAUUCCCAGAAUCAUAUGUAGAAAAGAUAGAAUCUGGUCCUCCAAGUAUGCCAGCUCCAGUUUUACCACCCACUCAGCAGGGUUGGGGUUUACCUGGAAUGGAACAACCCCAUGAACAUGAUAAUCAGGAUGAUGAUGAUUGGGAUGAUUGGGAUGAUGAUAGUACUUAUGAAGCGCCUCCUAAAAGUAACAGUAAUUAUGUGGCAAAAGUAGAACCAGGACACACCGCGGAACAAAACCAAAACAUUAACCAACAGUUUGUCCUUAAUAGACAAAGUAUGCAAAGCGAUACCAUUUCUUUAUCGGGUGGAGCUGGAGCAACAGGGGAUAACAAAGGAACUAUCACCAAAAAGAGCCUAAACAUAUUUUCGAGUACCGUAAGAAGUGGCCUUGAGGGCUACAUAUUAGGUCUCACCAAAGAUAACUCAAACACAUCGACAAAACUUUUCCACAUAUACAGAGACAGUGACGAUCAGUUAGGCAGAUGGGAGCACAUCUCCAAUCCUUAUACCGUUCAAAUAACGUCGCGGAGCAAGGCGUCAAAAAUGGGUGGUCUCAAAUCAUUUAUAGCUUAUCAGCUAAUACCGUCUUUUACUAAUAUUGAAGUGUCUAGGAGAUAUAAACAUUUUGAUUGGUUACAUGACCGGUUAUCGGAAAAGUUUAAUUUGAUAGCGAUACCACCUUUGCCAGAUAAACAGGUUUCAGGGAGAUACGAGGAAUCUUUCAUUGAACACCGCCGGUCACAACUUCAAGAAUUCAUUAAUUAUAUGUGUAGACAUCCAGUUUUAUCGACUUGCGACGUUUGGAUACAUUUUCUAACUUGUACUGACGAAAAACAGUGGAAACAGGGUAAAAGAAACGCAGAAAAGGAUCAACUUACAGGGGCCAACUUUUGCCUAUGUAUAGAUGCCCCUGAAAAAGAAAUAAUGCCAUCGCUAGUGGAAGUUAAAUUGGAUGAAAAUCUAAAAUAUGUGGAUAAAAUGGAUCAAUGUAUUAAAAACCUGAUGCACGUGGCUCAAGAUCAGCACAAGAAAUAUACGAAUAUGUAUCAGAGAGAGUUUGAGAGAAUAGGCGAUGCGUUUUGUGCAUUAGGAUUUGCAUUUGAGUAUAAUCAGCAAGGAAUGUUUUCCAAGGCUUCAGUGGAUGUCCGCAACAUCGGUGCAACAUACACGGUUAUAGGCAAAUUAUAUGAAGAACAAGCGAAAUUAAGAAUAGAUUGGCUCCCAUUGUUCGACAAACUAUACAUCUACAAAGGCAUUACUUCAAAUCUACCAAACGUCUUGCAAAUGCAAAAAAUGGCCGAACAAAAAAAACGCGAGUGCGAACGGAAUAAUCAAACAUCCCAGGCCGCACUGGCAGAAAUACGUAGGAGGUCUGACGUUAUCACGUACACGGUAUUCGCAGAAUUAGAUCAUUUUCAACAAGAAAGGGACCAGGACAUGAAAAGGGCUGUGAAAGAUUUCCUAAAGGAACAAUUAAACUUUUAUAAAAAGAUCGUUUCGAAAUUAGAGGAGACUCUGGAUAAUUUUGAAUAGGUUUAUGAUUUGUUUGUUUGAAUCUUGCCUCCGGGUUGUUCAAAGUGUGGAAUGUCGCAGAUAGUUUUGUAAAAAGAGUAAGAAAUAUUUUUCCUUGAGAUUAAUGAAUAAGGAAAGAUUAAAAGUGUAAAAGGUAA
Messenger RNA from Anthonomus grandis grandis, 2318 nucleotides. RefSeq names its product sorting nexin lst-4 (gene SH3PX1). Gene Ontology annotation, cellular component: cytoplasmic vesicle; plasma membrane. Gene Ontology annotation, molecular function: phosphatidylinositol binding; protein binding. NCBI's taxonomy places the organism in Eukaryota, Metazoa, Arthropoda, Insecta, Coleoptera, Curculionidae. The transcript is spliced from 6 exons. The record is from RefSeq and is a predicted model, not a curated record. Gene Ontology annotation, biological process: plasma membrane tubulation; endosomal transport; endocytosis. The coding region runs from base 493 to 2181 and encodes 562 amino acids.